This is a messenger RNA of Columba livia (rock pigeon), 2957 nucleotides long. It is a transcript of the gene GPA33, whose product is annotated as glycoprotein A33. Gene Ontology annotation, cellular component: plasma membrane. The transcript is spliced from 7 exons. NCBI's taxonomy places the organism in Eukaryota, Metazoa, Chordata, Aves, Columbiformes, Columbidae. The coding region runs from base 140 to 1024 and encodes 294 amino acids. The record is from RefSeq and is a predicted model, not a curated record.
ACUUUAGAACAGACUGAGGAAGUAGUGAACCUGUGAUGCCAUUGUAAAGCACCCCUUCAGCUAAAGCCAGUUACCUGCCCGGCCACCUACAAACUACAAGGAAAAGUGCCUUCCUCAUUUCACCAAAGGACAGCUGAGAAUGACAGCAAUGAAAAUACUUUGGCUGUGCGUUUUCAGUGCAAUUUUGGCGACUGCUCAUGCCCUCACUGUGGAAGCACCUGCCAAGGAAAUACAAGUGGCACGCGGGAACAACGUUACUCUCGGCUGUAAUUUUAAAACUGAUGCUGCUGUUGACUCAGCAGACAUUGUUGUCUGGAGUAAAAUCAGUACUGCGGUUGAUGUUGUCACUAGGUAUUUUGACGGACUUGUACAGUAUGGCAACGGCUAUGAAAACCGUAUACAGUUUAGUGGUGAUUUAAACAAAGGAGACAUCAGUAUCACCAUCAAUGCAGUGACCAUGGAAGACAAUGGGACAUACGUAUGUAGUGUUCGUCUACGGCAAGACCCCCCCAGGCAGGCUGCAACCACGGCUCUUUUAGUCCUUGUUGCACCAUCCAAGCCAGAAUGCAAGAUUUUGGGGACAGCAGAAUACGGACAGACAAUCAAUCUGACCUGCAUUUCUCAUGAGGGUUCCCCAAAGCCCAAAUAUACCUGGCAAAGCUUCAAUGUACAAAAUGAGCCCCGUGUACUACAAACAACACAAGGGGAACAAAUAACUCUGAAGAACAUCUCGGCAGAUACCUCUGGCUUUUACAUCUGCACUUCAACAAACACCGUGGGAAAGGAAUUUUGCAACAUGACAGUCACUGUUCUGCCACCUUCCAUGAACAUAGCUCUUUACGCUGGCAUCAUCGGUGGGGUUGUUGCUGCAAUUAUAGUUGUUGGUAUUAUAGUCUAUUUCUGCUGCUGUCGGGAGGAAAAGAACAAGGACUACGAGAUGACGGAGAGAGAAGACAGAAAUGAACCCUCCACAGAGCAGCCUACAAGGAAUCAGAGAGCAGAGGAUGAAGUUGAAAAUGAAUGAAGCAGCAGCACACCAGUGUCAUCUUCAGGAUUUGUGAAGACACAGACACCACCAGAGAACAUAAAUCAAUCCAUCUUUCUUACUGCAAGAAGGUUUUUUUUUUUUUUGAACAAUAAAAUGAAAGGUAAUGGCUCUGCUUUCAAGUUCUGGGAGAGAAUAUCCUCGUCUCCCUCAAAAGAAGUGCCUAACAUACGAUGAGUACUAAUAUAUAACCUCACAGCACAAAAUGCAUGUGAAGCACUGUUUUACCCAGUCAUCUAAAAAUAAGCCAUCUUCUAGUCUUCCCACUCUCCGAAAAAAGAAGCCAGUCAGGUCUAUUUGCAGAACAGAGUUGCUGCUGUAUGCCCAGAUCUACAGAAGCUUUCAAGGUCACCAACUGCAAGUCAUCACCAAAGGAUUGGCAUAACACCAUAAAGAAGACCAUGUCACAGCUUACAGCACUGUCCAGCAUAUAAAUUAUUUUAUGCAGACUGAAGCAUUUUAAGGACAUUUUAUUAAAUGUGUUCUUUGUAUACAUUAUACAUGCACAUAUAAAUAAAAAUAUGGAAAAAAUUCACAGAUGACCACUGAAAGUCUCUUCUUUGGCAAAACAACACAUACUAAUGGAAUGGAUAAGGUAAGAAGUUAGACAGAUUUGUAAUUGGCAGCUGAUAAGAUCUAGAAACAGUCUAGCAGCCUAUAUACUGAACUUCUGAGUUCCAGCUCAGGAGUUUCUAAAUACUAAUUUUCAUUACAUUAUCCUCUACUCCUAACUGUUGCAUGGGCAAGUCAGAAAUAGUCCAUUGCUGCUUCUUCUGAAAAAAAUGACAGUGUGAGAACAUGUACGUGGCAAGUACAUAUUGAAUAAAAAAAAAAGGGGGGGGGAUGAAAAGGAGAAAAAUUAUCUUUUUAUUCAAAAUUGUAACACUUAAUUUACUCAGAAUUGCUGUAUGUGCAAAAUGUGUGCAAAAGUAGGGAGAACUCCCAUCACUACUAUCUUAUCUUGGAAGAGAAUGGACUGCCUGUCUUUGUACAAAAGACUGUUACUACAGUAUUAAAGCUAACUAAGAGCUGCUUUGUUGGUGGUUUAAUAAAAAAAAAAAAUAUUCAAUAUAUGUUUAGACUAAAAUAUUUGUAAUUUCGAAUAUCUCUAUUGCAUCUUUGACUUCAGGACUUUCAGAUACUUACUGCAAUGCCUCACAUACAUCCUUUAACACCAAGAAGUCACUUUUAAAUCUGUAACAAAAAUCUAAAAUGUAACUUUAAAAAAGAAUCAGCAAUCCUCCUACACAUGGGCAGCAUUUUCUAGAUUUUCAACUAUGCAAAUCAGACUACCAGAAUUGUUAAUCUGACUUGCUUUCUGGCUGCCUUUAUUUUACAUGGUAUUUCAAAUAUAAUUAUUCAUUUGUACUAAUAACAACUGCGAAGACCAACAACCAGAGUUCUUCACGAAGUACAUACAAACCCGAAUCUCUCCGGUAAUAAACAACCUGAAAUGCAACUCAGCCAAGACAUUCUGAGGACCUAUUCCUAUGCUUAGUUCAGAUGCAUGACAAAACAUUGAAAGAAUGGAUGACUAAAAAAGAAUUUCACACACAGAAGCUGAAAGCAGAAAAAUCCACAGUGCAUAGCUCAGAAUCGAUAUGUAAUUUAUUCUCUUUUGUAAAACGUAUAGUGUGAAUUAUCUAAUUAGCAUUGUAACAAGUUUUUACUGUGAAACAAAAGCCAUUUAUUUUAUAAAUGUUGCAGACAGUAGUCAGCACUCUGUGUUUCUUCAUUAAAACCUUUACCCUGGGGCUGAAGAGGGCUUCUGCUGAGGGAUAAUAGUGGGGACUCUCAUCACAGAUCAUAACUGGGAAGACCAGCAAAAGGACUUGACAAUUACCAGAAAUAUUUAUAGCCAGAAACUGGUUCUGGUCUCUCAACCAUUUUAACACUGUGUUACCUAUCACAC